AUGUCCAGCCCACCAGAGCGAGAGUAUAUCAGUUCCCUAGAGGCCCUAUAUGGAGGCAAAACAUCCUCUGAGUGGUGGCGGGAUGCCGUUGCCGACCUGGAAAAGGCCCAAGCCGCCAAGGCAGCCGCUCCAGCGAAGAAACAGCACGGCUACCGCGAUGUUGUUGUCCGGGCCCGCAUACACCGGGAGCGCGAUGUGAUUGUCGAAUCGAUCAAGGAGGAAGACAUCCGCCGUCUUGCGUCCUCCUACCACGGCAACGACAGCUGUGUGCUCUUCAAGCCUUUGAUCCGCGGCAGCUUCAACGUCUGUUACUUUGUCGAGUUUGCCAAUGGGGACCGAUGGGUUGUGCGCGUGCCAUUACGCCCAAUCCUGGCCAUAGACCCAGCGGACAAGCUGGAGACUGAGGUUGCUGUGAUGCGGCUCUUAGCAGCAAAGGCCACCAUUCCGAUUCCCAAGGUUCACUUCGCCGCUUUGGGAGACGGCCCCGCGCCGUUUCCUUCUUUUCUCAUCUUAGAGUACAUUGACGGCCAAAAGCUGGACUACAAGCAGUUCAGGGGCCUCGCCCUGCGGCGCCUCGAGUUCCCUGCCAUUGGCAGGCUCGUCAAAGACGGGGAGACCACAAAGGUUGGCAAGGGGAUCUUCACCACCGACAUCAACAUACAGCAUCUAGAGAACUCAGCCCCUUUCGAUGUCAUCCAAUCCCACUCCGGUCCGGGUAACCCACCACUUUACUCAGCCAACGAGUACGCCGAGCUCCUGCUCGAUCUAGCCCACAACGGGUUCCUCAAAAGCCGUAGCGCGAUAGAGACCGAAGCGCAAGCCGAGGAGUUUCUCUACCACCUGCACGUGUUCCGUGAGCACGCCCAUGGCUGGCUCGACCGCAGCCUAGACCAAGGACCUUUCGUGCUCAUCCACGGCGAUUUAGAGAUCUUCAACCUGGUUCUCGACGACGACAUGAAUGUUGUGUCGGUUCUGGAUUGGGAAUGGAGCCGUGUUGUCCCCGUCCAGCUAGUUUAUCCGCCUUUGUGGCUCAACACCAUGCACUUCAAGACUCUGUGCUUAGGAUCUCAGUACUACGAAUACAUCCAAGUUUUCGACGAGUUCCUAGCCAUCCUCCGGACUCAGGAAAAGGAGAAAUUUGGAAACGAACUUCUGGCUGACGAGUGGACCGAGCGAAAAAAGGACAGCGGGUUCAUUGUCGCCCAGGCCAUGGAAUACUGGACCGCUAUGGACUGGUUCGCGUACCGGUGUAUUGGAAUCAAGGCUCCAGGGAGGUUACGAGGUCUGCGGGGGCGAGUCGACGCUUUUAUCCAGGAGGACCCAGCGCGGAAAGAGCCGGUUACAAAGGCUGUGGACGUGAAGGCCUACCAGGCCGAGCUCGAGAAGGAGGGGAUGUCAUAG
Messenger RNA from Dichotomopilus funicola, 1401 nucleotides. Its product is annotated as kinase-like domain-containing protein. NCBI's taxonomy places the organism in Eukaryota, Fungi, Ascomycota, Sordariomycetes, Sordariales, Chaetomiaceae. The transcript is spliced from 2 exons. The record is from RefSeq and is a predicted model, not a curated record. Bases 1 to 1401 code for a protein of 466 amino acids.